GGUGAGAGAAGUUUGCUGACUAAGAUGGCGACUGAGGCGCAGGGUGAAGGGGAGGUGCCAGCCAGUGAUUCCCGCCCGAGUGAUGCCAUCUGCAAUUUUGUUAUCUGCAAUGACUCUUCCCUUCGAGGGCAGCCCAUUAUCUUCAAUCCUGACUUUUUUGUGGAGAAACUCCGACAUGAGAAACCUGAGGUGUUCACCGAGUUGGUGGUCAGCAAUAUCACAAGGCUCAUUGACCUACCUGGAACUGAGCUGGCUCAGCUGAUGGGGGAAGUGGACCUUAAAUUGCCUGGUGGGGCCGGCCCAGCGUCAGGAUUCUUCCGGUCUCUAAUGUCUCUCAAGCGAAAGGAAAAAGGAGUGGUAUUUGGAUCCCCAUUGACGGAGGAAGGCAUUGCCCAGAUAUACCAACUAAUUGAGUAUCUACACAAAAACUUGAGAGUAGAGGGUUUGUUUAGAGUUCCAGGGAAUAGUGUCCGACAGCAGAUUUUAAGAGAUGCUCUCAAUAAUGGAACUGAUAUUGACUUGGAAUCAGGGGAGUUUCAUUCAAAUGACGUUGCUACCUUGCUGAAGAUGUUUCUGGGAGAGCUACCUGAGCCCCUGCUGACUCAUAAACAUUUCCAUGCACACCUCAAAAUUGCUGAUUUGAUGCAGUUUGAUGAUAAAGGAAACAAGACCAAUGUUCCAGAUAAGGAGCGGCAAAUUGAGGCUCUCCAGUUGCUCUUCCUCAUUCUCCCUCCACCCAAUCGUAACUUGCUGAAGUUACUGCUUGAUCUCCUGUACCAGACAGCAAAGAAACAAGACAAGAAUAAGAUGUCUGCCUAUAACCUUGCCCUUAUGUUUGCACCCCAUGUCCUGUGGCCGAAAAAUGUCACUGCAAAUGACCUUCAAGAAAAUAUCACAAAGUUAAACAAUGGGAUGGCUUUUAUGAUCAAACACUCUCAGAAACUUUUUAAGGCUCCUGUUUAUAUUCGGGAAUGUGCCAGAUUGCACUAUUUGGGCUCCAGAACUCAAGCAUCAAAGGAUGAUCUUGAUCUGAUAGCUUCAUGUCCUACUAAGUCCUUCCAAUUGACAAAAUCUCAGAAACGGAAUUGGGUAGAUUCUUGCUCUCACCAGGAGGAGACCCAGCAGCGUACGGAAGAGGCAUUGAGAGAGUUGUUCCAACAUGUUCACAAUAUGCCAGAGUCAGCAAAGAAGAAACAACUUAUUAGACAGUUUAAUAAACAGUCUGUGACCCAGACGCCAGGGCGAGAAUCUUCUACUCCUCAGGUACAGAAAAGAGCCCGUUCACGUUCCUUCAGUGGCCUUAUUAAGCGGAAGGUCCUGGGAAAUCAGAUGAUGUCAGAAAAGAAAAACAAGUAUCCUACUCCGGAAUCUGUAGCCAUUGGUGAAAUGAAGAGAGCCAGCAAAGAAAAUAUGAACUUAUUAUUUUCUGGCUCUCCAGCUGUCACGAUGACACCAACAAGAUUGAAGUGGCCUGAGGGGAAGAAAGAAGGGAAAAAAGGAUUCCUCUGAAGGAUCCAGAGUGCUCCUGUUGUCCACCCGGAAUUUCCUCUUUAGUGGGCCAGACGUCAUUACUGCUCACAGAGAAGCUUGGACUUGCAGCUUGCUGUGUUUAGCAUCGUGAAAGUCAACUAAUCCUGUGACCUGACUGAUACCUCUAACCGCACUCACUGGAUAAUGUCUGCAGACUCUGUCUACUGACUGGGUGCUGGCAUCUCUCUUUCUCUUGUCUUUGAAAGCAUUUUGGGGAAACCACUAAGCAGUCAGCCUGCUCACACAGCGCAGUAAAUGGGCAGAACCAGCUGGGCUCCAGUGCUCAUUCCAUGAAUUUGUUUUAGCAGAUAUUAUUUUUAAAAAUCUGAAAGUUCUCUCAACUACCAGUUUUUUUUUUGUUUUUUUUGUUUUUUUUUUUUUUAAAGUGCUGUCAGUCCUGGUGGAUGGAUAUUAUUUUUAACUGAUACUUGGGGCUUUUCUCUGUUUUGAUAGUACAGGUAUUAUUUUGGUUAUUUCUUGUUAAUUUGCUGUUUGUUUUUUUAAAGCCAUUUUUUGGAUAGGUCUUCUAAAUUAUGCCUAAGACAGAUACCUUUCCCUUGUUUUUUCACCAUAAGCUUUGGGAAAGCUCUUAAUCUCAUGAGGCCGUAUUCCUCAAUACCGUUUGUCCAAAGAACUUCGAGCUUUCCUGGAAUUACAAAAAUAAUUUCUUGGACCUGAGGGUAUAGGAUAUUUGACCUGCGUUAUUGAAAAAGGAGAAUUCAGAAUGAUACCAUAUUUUAACAAAUGUCAGUUAUUAAACUUUGUCUCUUCUCCCUUCCUUCCCUCUCUUCCCCUUUCUUCCGUGGUGCCAAAGUGAUUGUGCGGUUGCCAAACUCGUCGCCUUUCAUUCAGCCUCCCCUCGCCUAAAACAUCUCUGGUGCCAAUAUUCUGUGCCAGAUCCCUGUGACUCAAGGGAAGUCACUGACGGCUCGAUAGAGAUUUGCUGAAAUAUCUGAAUGUACUGGAAACUCUGGAGUGUGACUAGGAUGGGACCAGCUGGUUUUGUGUCCAGGGUGACUGCUGGUGGGUGGGAUUAUAUUGCAUCCUUCUAAGGGAUCAGGUGUGCAGGUCAGACUGUCCGCUGAGGGCAAGCUGGAGUCCCGGGAGGAAGGGCGCGUCACUCUGCAGGGCUGAGAGGAUUUGAAAGAGCACAUUCUCCUUUAGAAGCGGUUGUGGCUGAUCACCAGUGUUGGAGGGGGGUUGCAGCACCGCCCCUCUCCUUGUCAAGGUGGGCAAAGGGUAGUUUGGAGGUGGGGCUGGGGCUUUGACGGGGUUGAGGAUGUUCAUGUGUGUUAGAGGUAAGCAGCAGCGUGGCUUUGAUCUGUUGUAAAAACUCACUGCCUGGGGGCGUGUGGCCAGAGGCGGGAGCGUUUGAGUGGGCCUGCUCUGUGGAGCAGUUGAGCUGCCCUCACCCUGUGCCAGAGCCCAGUCAGGCUCCUGGGGAGCGGCUGCCCUGCAAAGUGGGACUUGUUAUCUUUGAACUCUUGAAAAAGCUGCAUUUCUGCUGAAAUGGGAGGAUGAUGCUGGCAGAGCACGGUUUGGUUUUGUGUCCAGCUGUCAGUCCUCUCUUCCGUACUUGUCUCACUGGCUACUCCAACAAUAGUGAAGAGAAGUGUAAGAUUUGACCUUCCAGCCCGAUGGAUUGUGAACAACAGAUGGUGAGGAGUAUAAGGCCCUUUCUCAGAGCAUUUAUAUGUCUUUCUUAAAAAUACUUGUUAGCAAAUUUAUUUGUGUAGGUUUCCAGUUAGCUUUUCCUUAUUAAGAAAAUAAGCACCUGCUACGAGUGAAUGCAGACAGAGACUGCUUUUGAUAGGACCAGACUGAAAUAGUGUUCUCCCUAACCCAAAGCUUCCUUUCUUUACUAAGUGGUUCCUCCCAGAAUGGCGUGGCAUCAGGUGGAGAGUGCAGAGCAGUGACCUGAUACCUUCCUGUCACCAGCUUUGUCCUGGGCUUCUAUCUGAGGAGGCAGCUAAGACUUAGGAGACUUUCACUGGUUGAAUGGGUUGGUACCCCAGGGAAGUGUGCCGGGCCUAGAGUGGUGGGAGAGGUGCUUGCCACGCACACAUGAUUUUGUGUAGCUCGCCCCCUUGGGCACUUUGUGUGUGAAUUUGGGCAUGUGUGUUUCAUUUAAGUUAUUUAUUAAAUAUACUUUCCCUUGCUUAAAGGGUGUGAUAGGUCAUUUUUUAAGUUGAAGCUGUGAUCCAGUUGGAAUCCAAAUUUGAGAAAUAAACAGUAUAACUUUCUGCCUUGCAAUAUGUAAGUGUUCCUAUCCUGUGGAAUCUUACAGAGAACUAACUACAAGACAAAAGCCCUUUAUCAUUUGCCACAGCAGGGUACUGUCUCCCUUUUGACUUGGUGGGUGGGUAUUUUUGAGCCAGUAUUUAACAGUUUUUUUAAUCUAUAAGUUUUUUUUUUUAAUCUGAUCUGUUUGUUUUUCAUGUUGGAACAGUCUCUUUGGAAAUCCCUCCUUUUAUGGCUUUUAACAUUUCAUUUCUUUCUGCGGUUGUGAUGGUUCUGAUGGGGUGUCAGCACAGGGCAGUGUUUUUGUGCCAGCGGGCGUAAAUGUGAAGACAAGAGCACCACCUCGAUUCAGAUCACCGGGAAAACCAUAGACACUGGAGUUUCUAACCUUUUAGUGUGAUAGACUUUUGCCCUGGGACCAGGGAAUCUGGUUUGAAAAACUCCAGUGUCACAGUGAAAGGUUAGAAGAUACUGAUUAUACCUUUUUGUAUCUGAGUGCCAGAACAUGCUCAAGGAGCUGGUACUUAACAAAUUGUAACAAACAAACCGCAGCCGCUCCUUCCCCAACUCAUCACCCUAAAUGUCCUUCUCAGGAGCACUUUGGGAAAUGGAGUAGUACAGGGCAGUUGACUCUGGUGACUGCUGGGUGAUCCAGAGGUGGCCAUUUUCUUGGGUUGUAAGGAAGCCAGCAAAUCCCUUCUCUCCGCCUGGACAGUGGUGGUUUUGUGUAGCUUCCCUCCCAGGAGCCUCUGGACACAGAGAACCUGUGGUCCUUGCACCUGUGCCCUGCAGUGACCAGCCAUGUGGCCCAUGCAUAGCCAGGGAAGCCAUCUUUGGCAACAGACUUCUCUAGACUCUUCGCUGCUUCCUUGCAUUGUACAGGGCCUCACACAAAUGCUGGAAGGUCUUUUCUAAACAGAACUCCUUUUCCCAGGGAGAUCCUCAUCCCUGUCCCCUCCACCCUGAAGCUUUUGUACUGAAGACAGGACCUUGAUCUAAACCUGGGUGUUGGCAUUUGGCAAGAUUGCUGUAGAAUUUGGGGAAAAUUUGGGUCCCUAAAAUGGACAAGCUUUUCAAAUCAGUGGUAAUUAACCCAAUCUAAAACUCCCCACGGAAAAGCUAGUUUUCCCAGGCAGCCAGUGCCAACCGACAUCUUUCCACUCAUGGAGAGUCAGUGGAGGGGCUAGUGAGGAGGUGAGUACAUAAUAGCCUGAGUGCUUGGGUUGCCAUGGAAACUAAAGUAUGCGAGGCCACAGCCAGGGGUGCUGAAGAGCCAUUGAGCACUCCCCCAGACUUGGAGACUGGCAGAGCCUGUUGGGAAAAACACUCCCGCCCUAGGGCCUUUCGUAGCAGGGGUCGCCCUUGGCUCUCCCUGAGCUUGCUCAGCAAGCGAAACAAGGUUUCUUAACUAUUUCACCAUUUUUUGUCUUUCAUUCUUAUUUGACUAUAUAUCAUAUAUAUAUAUGUAACUGUAAAGAAACAAUCCUAUGCAUUGUCUUUGUUAUUCAUGUAAUACUCUGAAAUUAAAUUUCUUUUGUUUCAUAUCCAUA
This is a messenger RNA of Mustela lutreola (European mink), 5321 nucleotides long. It is a transcript of the gene ARHGAP19, whose product is annotated as Rho GTPase activating protein 19. The record is from RefSeq and is a predicted model, not a curated record. Bases 25 to 1509 code for a protein of 494 amino acids. Gene Ontology annotation, biological process: regulation of small GTPase mediated signal transduction; signal transduction. NCBI's taxonomy places the organism in Eukaryota, Metazoa, Chordata, Mammalia, Carnivora, Mustelidae. Gene Ontology annotation, molecular function: GTPase activator activity. Gene Ontology annotation, cellular component: cytoplasm. The transcript has 12 exons.